UCACCGCAGGCGCGCUGCGUCCGAGGGAGUGCGCGGAAGUGAGCUCGGUGCGUCGAGCUGCCUGGGCGCGCGCCGGGUGCUGGGCCGUGACGGAACCCGGAAGCGGAGAUAACAACUUUAAAAAAGAGGCUAUGUUCAGCUUCUUCCGAAAAAGCCAAGAUUCAAAGAAGGUUACAGUGCCAGAGAGAGAAGCAGAUGGAUUUGUUAUUGUGGGUGACACAGUUGAUGAUCAAAGUAGAGAGUCAAAGGAUAAAACAUUGUUUCCAGAGAUCAAACCAAUGUACAAUAAACCUCCACAGAUAAAUACAGGGCACCGAUCGCAGUUGACCGUAUCAAGUGCAGAAGUGGGAAAUGAAAGGAGUCCGAAUUUGGAAAGCAGCCCUUUCAUGUCAGAUCUUCUGAGUGACAUACCCUUUGCCCUAGCGCCACAUGUGGUAGCAGUACAGGGCGCCCGUAAUGACGUUCCUGACCGACUGCUCACCUACGACAUCAAUGAUAAUUUAUCAAGAUUCUGGUAUGACUUUACACUUGAAAAUUCGGUACUUUGUAAUCCAUAAUGUUUUCUUUAUUUUUAUUUUUUUUUGGCUACGUCGAGGCAAGUCUUAAUGUGAACAUUAAGAUGUAUUUUUAACAUCUUAAUGUUUUGGGGGCCUGCCAGUGGUAUAUCAGACUCAUUAAAUCAAAAGGGUUGUUAUUCAGUACUGUGUUGUAUUUUUCAGUUUUAACUGAAAUGUAACUUCCUAUGUUAAGUAUUACGUUUAUCUCCAAAGAAAUGAAGCAGGGCUAUGUUUCAGCCUGAGUAUAAGACUUGCUGUUGGAACCACUUCUAGUAGGUAGGCUAUAGACUCAAACAUUUCAUAACUUCAAGAUGAAGCUUACACACUUCUGUAUUAUUAGUUAUUUUACUCUUGAUACUUAAGACAUAGAUCAAGUUAUGCAUGUUUAAGGUUAUCUUUGAUUUUCUAGAGAUAGAAGCCCACUAUUAGUGCUGAAGUAAUACUGCUUCAUACUACCAGGCAGAUACUGUUCCAGUCAAUCUGAGUUUUAAAACUGAGACUUAAUUAUGUAUACUUUCAGAGUUAUGAAUAUUUCAUAUAAUUGAUUAGACUUACCAACUUCAAAGUGAAAAUUAGGUGUCUCGCUCCUUUUCCAGUGGGUGUUUUGUCCAUUUCAUUUUGUCAUUUUGUGCCUCUCCUGUUGUCUUAAGAAGCUCUUUCUGGCUGCCUGUUGGUUGCUGUUUGUUCUCAUUACCACAUGUGUUCCUGAUUUAUACACAGAUCAGCUUUUCCAUUUUAACCUCUUUGCCCCCUAAAGAAGGAAAUCUCAGGACACGUACUUUUAAUGGUCACACCCUUCUUUUUUUUUUAAUUUGUGUGCCAGAGAUACAGAUGGCAAUGUUUAACAACAGGAAAACAUUACAUUGUUUCUUGUCCAGCUAAAUUAAAUAGCUAAGUACCUAAACAUGCAUUUUCACAGACCACUGUGUUGCGUGCCCACAAGCUUUGAGUAUGCAGUGUUUUUUCCAACUAGAACCUGAGUUGUUGCGUGAACAACAGCUCGCUGAUGUAACAUCAUGAUUUGUUUGAGAAAUAUCUGUAUCACACAAAAGAUUACACUUGUUUUCUUUUGGGAUAGAAUAUUUAUAUUGUGCCAAAUGUUAGUGGGUAUUUUCAUAUAUUUUCUAUGAUCUGUGAUAGCUUAAAAUAUAUGUAUUUUCAGACAUGUCAUCUUAAGGUAUUUGAGAUAAAUACUGUAAAUGGUGGAGAAGUUACAUUGUGAAUAUGUCUUGAGUUGGUUGUUAAAUAUUUUUGGUUUAGAUUUUUUUAAUGUAUGUAUUUAAGUAAAUUUGUUAGUAUAUUUUUGUCAAUUAUGUUCAUGAAUGUUUGGAACUAAUUGUUUCAGGGAAAAUAUCUGUGCUGCACUCAAAUAAAAAAGUGGUAAAAUA
Molecule: messenger RNA, 1945 nt
Organism: Rhea pennata
Lineage: Eukaryota; Metazoa; Chordata; Aves; Rheiformes; Rheidae
Gene: UMAD1
Product: UBAP1-MVB12-associated (UMA) domain containing 1
Exons: 4
Coding region: 132-557 (141 amino acids)
Source: RefSeq, a predicted model, not a curated record